UAGCGCACGGGGCCGGAGGCGGCAGUGCGUGUGGCCGCCGGGGGUGUCAGCAAAGUCCACAGCCUGGACUCCACCGGGCAGGCAGCGGGCAGGGGCCGGGGCUGUGUCGCACUUGUGGUAAUUUCACACUCCUGAAAUGGGACACAAAGUGGUCGUGUUUGACAUUUCUGUCGUCAGAGCCUUGUGGGAAACUCGUGUCAAGAAGCACAAAGCCUGGCAGAAGAAGGAGGCAGAAAGGCUUGAGAAAAGCGCUUUGGAAAAGAUAAAGGAAGAAUGGAAUUUCGUGGCUGAGUGCCGGAGGAAGGGCAUCCCCCAGGCUGCGUACUGCAAGAAUGGCUUCGUAGACACCAGCAUGAGGCUUCUGGAAAAGAUCGAAAAGAACUGUCUCACCAGGCAGAGUUUACUUUCCAAGGAGAGAGACAAACGGACCAGUGCGUUUGUGUUUGAACUUUCAGGGGAGCAGUGGACGGAGCUCCCCGAUGCGUUGAAGGAGCAGACACACCUGAAAGAAUGGCAUAUUAGCAAUACCCUGAUUCAAAUCAUUCCUACCUAUAUUGAGCUGUUUCAGGCCAUGAGAAUUCUGGAUCUGCCAAAAAACCAAAUCUCCCGUCUUCCAGCUGAAAUUGGUCGUUUGAAGAAUCUGAGAGAACUCAAUGUGAGUUUCAACCAUCUGAAGAGCAUUCCUCCAGAACUGGGGGACUGUGAAAAUCUAGAGAAACUGGAUUGUUCCGGAAAUCUAGAAUUAACCGAACUCCCCUUUGAAUUAAGUAACUUGAAGCAAAUGACAUUCGUAGACAUUUCGGCAAACAAGUUUGCCAGCGUCCCCAUCUGUGUCCUGAGGAUGCCUCACUUGCAGUGGUUCGAUAUCAGCACCAAUAGCUUGACUGACCUGCCUCAAGAUAUAGACAGGCUAGAAGAAUUGCAGACCUUUAUCUUGUACAAGAACGAGCUGACUUAUCUUCCCUAUGCCUUGCUUAACCUGAAGAAGCUCACCUUGCUAGUCGUCAGUGGGGACCGUUUGGUGGAGCUCCCCACUGCCCUGUGUGACUCGUCCACACCUUUAAAAUUUGUAAGCCUUAUGGACAAUCCUAUUGAUAAUACCCAGUGUGAAGACGGUGUGGAAGUGAUGGAAAGUGAGCAAGAUCGUCGACACUUUGAUAAAGAAUUUUUGAAAGCUUAUAUUGAAGAUCUUAAAGAAAGAGAAUCUGUUCCCAGCUAUACCACCAAAGUCUCUUUCAGCCUUCAGCUUUGAGAUCUUCCACCAGAAGGCUGCAGAACCUCCCUGUCCGUGGAGAUGUAAAUCUUGGCAUUGUGGAGUAACGGUUUGUGCUUAAGGACAAAGCCUUGACACCACAGUCAUAGUUAGGAAAAAUGGUUUUCAAAUUUCACAUUUAUGAAUACUUCGCUCUGUGGGCUGGAGAAUUGAUAAACAGGCUUAUUUAAGUAAUAUGUAAGGGUUCAUUUGCAUAUACUUAUUUCCAAAUAAUGCACCUUUAAUAUUUUAGAAAAUGCAUUCAUUUAAAAAAUUAUAACUCAAAGACCAAAUCUGGAAGUUGAUUGCACUGAUUUUAGGAAUCCAGUGAUAAAGAAAGGGGUUGUAAAAAGAGCAUUUGUAUUGGACUAGUCAAAUGAGAUUUUAUUUUAUUUUGAAAGAAUUUUUUAAAAUUAAUGUUUUUUAAUGUUUUGUUUAUUUUUG
Molecule: messenger RNA, 1696 nt
Organism: Suricata suricatta (meerkat)
Lineage: Eukaryota; Metazoa; Chordata; Mammalia; Carnivora; Herpestidae
Gene: LRRC2
Product: leucine rich repeat containing 2
Exons: 9
Coding region: 137-1252 (371 amino acids)
Molecular function (GO): protein binding
Source: RefSeq, a predicted model, not a curated record